Molecule: messenger RNA, 2289 nt
Organism: Trichosurus vulpecula (common brushtail)
Lineage: Eukaryota; Metazoa; Chordata; Mammalia; Diprotodontia; Phalangeridae
Gene: ZNF668
Product: zinc finger protein 668
Exons: 3
Coding region: 103-1998 (631 amino acids)
Cellular component (GO): nucleus
Source: RefSeq, a predicted model, not a curated record
GCGCCAGCCCUAUUUCUAGCGGGAGCCCCGGUUCUGUCCUCUGGAGCUACUGCAGCCGAGAGCGCGUCAGGCUCCCCCAGGGGAGGCGGACCCUAAACCCCCAUGGAAGUGGAGCAGGUGGAAGCUCCGUCCCCCCACCCAGGCUAUACCCGAGCCGGAAGAAGAUUCAAGUGCCUCUCUUGCUCCAAGACUUUCCCCAAUGCCCCUCGGGCUGCCCGCCAUGCUGCCACCCACGCUCCUAGUCCUGGACCCAGUCCUGAGGAGAAUGCUGCUGGGGGUGGGGACCCAGGACCCCCACCAGGGAACCCUGAGGGCCCAGGCAGUGGGGAGGAUGGGGAGCCAGCUCCCAAGCCCCGGCCCUUUGCCUGCUCGCUGUGCCCCAAGGCCUACAAAACAGCCCCAGAGCUGCGCAGCCAUGGGCGCAGCCACACUGGGGAGAAGCCCUUCCCGUGCCCGGAGUGCGGGCGACGCUUCAUGCAGCCAGUGUGCCUGCGGGUGCACCUGGCGUCCCACACGGGUGAGCUGCCUUUCCGAUGUCCACAGUGUCCCAAAGCCUAUGGCACCCUGUCCAAGCUGAAGAUCCACCAGCGCUGCCACACUGGGGAGCGGCCCUACUCCUGUGCAGACUGCGGCAAGUGCUUCGCAGAUCCCUCUGUCUUCCGCAAGCACCGGCGCACCCACGCGGGUCUGAGGCCCUACGGCUGCCCACGCUGUGGCAAAGCCUACGCUGAGCUCAAGGACCUGCGAAACCAUGAGAGGUCUCACACAGGAGAACGCCCAUUCCUCUGUUCUGAGUGUGGCAAAAGCUUCUCCCGUUCUUCCUCGCUCACCUGCCACCAACGCAUCCAUGCUGCCCAGAAGCCCUACCGCUGCCCCGCCUGCGGGAAGGGCUUCACACAGCUCAGCUCCUACCAGAGCCACGAGCGCACCCACUCGGGUGAGAAGCCUUUCUUGUGCCCGCGCUGUGGCCGCAUGUUCUCCGAUCCGUCUAGUUUUCGCCGCCACCAGCGAGCCCAUGAGGGAGUCAAGCCGUAUCGAUGUGACAAGUGCAACAAGGACUUCCGCCAGCCAGCUGACUUAGCCAUGCACCGGCGUGUACACACUGGUGACCGACCAUUCAAGUGCCCACAAUGUGAUAAGACUUUUGUGGCCUCUUGGGACCUGAAGCGACAUGCCCUGGUCCACUCCGGCCAGCGGCCUUUCCGCUGUGAGGAAUGUGGACGGGCCUUUGCAGAGCGGGCCAGCCUUACUAAGCAUGGUCGUGUGCAUUCAGGUGAACGGCCCUUCCACUGUGCUGCUUGUGGCAAGUCCUUUGUGGUGUCCUCCAGCCUGAGGAAGCAUGAGCGGACCCACCGAGGGGAGAUGGUGGGUGGCCUUACCACCCAAGAGCUGGUAGUAGGGGUCGCACUGCCUGCAGGUACCUCUGUGGAAGGGCCAGCACCGCCUAGCACGGUGGCUCCUGGAGUGGGUGUGGAACUUGGGGAGUCACAGGCUGGGCUCAUAGGCCUCCCCACCGAGUCAGGCAGGGUGGUAGCCUCCCAGUGGCAAGUGGUGGGCAUGACCCUGGAGCAGGUGGAAUUCAGGGAGUCUGGGGCUGGGGCAGGAGAGGCCCCAGCACCAGCAACAGAAGGUGAGAAUGAGGGUGGACCCCCUACCCAGGAGCAACCCCCGGGUACUGGAGAAAUGCCCCAGAACGUGUGCCGGGAGUGCAAGGAAUCUUUCCCAACGGCGGUGGCUCUUCGGCGUCAUGAGCGAUCCCACCCAGCCCUGCGUCCAUUCCCCUGCCCACAGUGCGGGAAAGGCUUCCUGGAUCGAGCAGGGUUACGAAAGCAUAGUCGUACCCACAGUGCUGUCCGCCCCCAUGCCUGUCCCCACUGCCCCAAGGCCUUCCUUAGUGCCAGUGACCUCCGCAAACAUGAGCGCACUCAUUCCACCCCCCAGCUUCCCCUUGAGCCACUGGUUGCCCUCUUGGGGAUGCCAGAGGAAGGAGCAGCGUGAAAGCCCCCAGCAGCCUGCUUUCCACACUACCUGGCCCACCCCGUCUCAGCUUCACUCCUUCCCUGGUAUCCCAGCAGCCACUCCCUUCAAUCUGGGGUUUCCUUCCUGUCCUGCAGAUGUUUUACCUUCUCAUUCUCCUCUUAAUACUCCGUUAGCGCUGUCUUUGACUGAGAAGAGGCCUCAUUCUCAAAAGAUGGGAAGGCUGGAAGGAAGGGAUAUGGUGGUGAAGGACAGACAGUCUGAGAGGCCAGCUCCAACACAGUGGCACUUAUUAAAAGCUUUGGCUCUGAA